This is a messenger RNA of Solenopsis invicta (red fire ant), 7308 nucleotides long. Its product is annotated as glutamate receptor ionotropic, kainate 2. Gene Ontology annotation, biological process: monoatomic ion transport. Gene Ontology annotation, cellular component: postsynaptic membrane; plasma membrane. The transcript has 21 exons. The record is from RefSeq and is a predicted model, not a curated record. Gene Ontology annotation, molecular function: glutamate-gated receptor activity. Lineage: Eukaryota; Metazoa; Arthropoda; Insecta; Hymenoptera; Formicidae. Bases 1306 to 4374 code for a protein of 1022 amino acids.
GUAAGUUCUCGCGCAGCCAGUGCCCGCGCGUCUCUCGCGAUCGUCGGACCGCGCGUACGUAAAACGGGGAGGUUCUCGACGUCGUCGAUGCGACGUCGCGCGAAUGUUUUCAACGGGAAUCUCGCAGGCCGGUCGAGAAAAAUUUCGUGAUCUAACGCGCUGGAAAUAAGCUCAAUGUUCUUCCGCGAGUGAAUGCGAAGAGCGGCGCAGGAUAUUUUCGAUCAGCAAUUCGACAAUUAAAUCGGUCGGCUUUCGAAGUCUCGAAUUCCCCGAAGAACUGGACGGUAAUCGGUGAACGCGAAAGUCAAAGGAAUUUCAUCGUACGAAUGAAUAACAUAGUAUUUUCAGCGGGAGAGGAAGUUUUAGUUUCAAACAAGCUGUUCUGAUUAUAUGUUCUGAGUUUGCAAAGCUGAACUUCAACGAUUUUGUAAAAGAGAAAUUCAUUCAGUCGGCACUGUGAACCUAAGUAUAGAAGAAGCGCAUUCUUGAAUCUCUACUUCCUUUGAAUGCUAACGCGGAUACGAUGAAGUGACGUGAUUUUUAUGGACCUAGUACUAAAGAACGCAUGUACGGGUGAUACUAAAAUCAAGAAAGAGCAUAAAGUUCCUUCGUGAAUGUCGUAAUGAGAAGAGAAAAUCGUGACAAUUUUAUGAGGAAAGUGCAAUGGUAGAGCAUAUCAAGGAUUAAAGGAGACGCACCGGAAUGCCAAAGGUAUCGCGGUUGUUCUGAACCGGCUCGAGAAAACGGAAGAAGAGUUGAUCUUUCCAAAGGAUCGUUGAUAGCAAUCACGAUGCGCGAAACGAGUGUCAUGAGAUGUAUCGAUAUCUUCUACAUCGCAUAGACAAACGAAUGGCGAAUUUCGCAAAAGAGCGAGAACCACCUCCUAUCUCGAGUCGCCAGGAGGACUAUGCGAGAGAAAGGAGGGCGAACGCCGCGGGUAGUCGCCGAUGGGACGAAAGACGGUAGAAUGAAAAAAAUGUCGUUUUAAACGCAAUGGACACACCUACGUAAUCAAGCGGCGCGCUUAGGACCACGCCGUUCGGCAAACAAACACGCAGCGAGAGGCAAAGUUACCCCCGGCUAAAUUGGACCGCACGGAAGAUGACGGUCAUCUAAAAAUCCCCACCGAUGUGCAACGACUUUCUGAAGAUGUGCAGUUUGGUGUUAAAGUGUCGGUGAAAUCGGAGCAGCUUCGCGUACUUAUGAUUUCCUUUCCUUUCCUUUGUCGCACGUUGUCGCACGGAAAAUCCGCACGAACGAUGUCAUAGUCGUCCAAGUGCGAAUUAUCUAUUUACGUUGGACACGAUGGCACUGCUGUUCGUCAUAAUCGUCUUUUCGAUCACCACUGCCAUGUCGCUGCCGCCGGUCAUUAGAAUCGGAGCGAUCUUCACCGAGGAUCAAAAGGACAGUCCGUCGGAGUUGGCAUUCAAAUACGCCAUUUACAAAAUCAACAAAGAUAAGACUCUUUUGGCGAACACGACACUGGUUUACGAUAUCCAAUAUGUGCCUAAAGACGAUUCGUUCCGCACGUCCAAGAAAGCCUGCAAGCAAUUAUCCAGAUCAGUGCAAGGCAUCUUUGGACCGUCUGACCCACUUUUAGGUGCUCAUAUACAGAGUAUAUGUGAAGCACUGGAUGUCCCUCACCUCGAAGCGCGGGUCGAUUUCGAGCCUACUUUCAAGGAGUUCAGUAUUAACUUGUAUCCCGCACAAGAUCAUCUUAACAAAGCAUUCAAGGAUCUUAUUUCCUUUCUAAAUUGGACAAGAGUGGCUAUUAUCUAUGAAGAAGAUUACGGGCUAUUCAAACUGCAAGAUCUCGUGAAAUCCCCGCCAUCCGUGAGAACAGAAAUGUACAUUCGUCAGGCAGGCCCUACUUCCUACAGGCAGGUUCUGCGGGAGGUCAGACACAAAGAGAUUUUCAAGCUGAUUGUCGACACAGAUCCAGCGCACAUGCAGCAAUUCUUUCGAGCGAUAUUGCAACUACAAAUGAACGACUACAGAUACCAUUACAUGUUCACAACCUUUGAUAUAGAAACGUUUGAUCUAGAAGAUUUUAAAUAUAAUAGCGUGAAUAUGACCGCCUUUCGUUUGGUGGAUCUCGAAGAGCCCAAAGUUGCUGAAGUACUCAAGCAGAUGGAGCGUUUCCAACCAGCGAUUGGACAUGCUAUUCUGAAUAAAACGGGAGUCAUUCAGGCAGAACCAGCUUUGGUGUACGAUAGCGUACAGGUUUUCGCACACGGUUUGGCAGCUCUGGACCGUAGUCACGAUUUAAGGCCAGCAAAUCUGUCCUGUGAGAAAGAGGAACCGUGGGACGACGGUUUAUCACUCUACAACUAUAUUAAUGCCGCAGGCUUACACGGACUAACCGGACAUAUUGAGUUUAACGAAGGGAAGAGAAACAAUUUCAAGUUGGAUCUCUUAAAACUGAAAAAAGAGGAGCUUGUUAAGGUCGGCGAAUGGAAAUCCGAGUCCGGUAUUAACAUCACGGAUUUAAGCGCCUUUUACGAGACCACGACAGCCAACAUCACACUUGUGGUGAUGACGAGAGAGGAAAGACCCUACGUCAUGGUAAAAGAAGACAAGAAUUUGACUGGUAACGCGAGGUUCGAGGGCUUCUGCAUCGAUUUGCUCAAGUGUAUCGCUGGCCAAGUCGGUUUCCAAUACGCAAUCAAAUUGGUACCCGAUCACUUGUACGGGGUAUACGAUCCUGAGACAAAGGAGUGGAAUGGAAUUGUGCGUGAGCUCAUGGACAAGAGAGCGGAUCUAGCGGUUGCCUCCAUGACGAUUAAUUAUGCUAGGGAAAGCGUAAUAGACUUCACAAAGCCGUUUAUGAAUCUUGGUAUUGGAAUCUUAUUUAAGGUAACCAAACGCACACCACCGCGGCUCUUCUCGUUCAUGAAUCCCCUCGCCGUGGAGAUCUGGUUGUCCUUGCUAGGCGCUUACGUGGUGAUUUCCUUAACGAUAUGGAUAGUGGCAAGAUUCUCACCCUACGAGUGGGUGGAGCCGUCCCCCUGUCCAAGCUGCAAAUGCCCUUUGCAGGGCAGUCACGUGAGCGCCUUGGAUCCGGACAGCGACGACAUUCCUCUACUGAGAACUGUCAACGAGUUCAGCCUGGCCAACAGUUUUUGGUUUACAGUCGGCACACUUAUGCAACAGGGCAGCGACCUCAACCCUAAGGCAACUAGUACGAGAAUAGUAGGCGGCAUUUGGUGGUUCUUCACGCUAAUCAUCAUCUCCUCUUAUACUGCGAAUUUGGCCGCUUUCCUAACGGUGGAGAGGAUGAUAACACCGAUUGAAAAUGUCGCUGAUCUUGCGGAACAAACUGAUAUAUCUUACGGCACUUUGGAGAGUGGAAGUACUCAGACAUUCUUCAGAGAUUCAAAAAUUGGAAUCUAUCAAAAAAUGUGGAGGUUUAUGGAAUCAAAGAGUCCAUCUGUAUUCGUCCAAAGUUACGAAGAAGGAAUAAAAAAGGUUCUUGAAGGCGACUAUGCAUUUUUAAUGGAAUCGACCAUGCUUGAUUACGCAGUUCAACGUGAUUGCAAUCUGACCCAAAUAGGAGGAUUAUUAGACAGUAAAGGAUAUGGAAUUGCUACUCCGAAAGGUUCGCCCUGGAGAGAUAAAAUAUCUCUAGUUAUUCUGGAGCUGCAGGAAAAAGGUGUAAUACAGAUUCUCUAUGACAAAUGGUGGAAGAACACAGGCGACGUAUGCAGUAGAGAUGACAAAAAUAAGGAAAGCAAAGCUAAUGCCCUUGGAGUUGAAAAUAUUGGCGGCGUCUUCGUUGUAUUGCUCUGUGGUCUGGCGCUAGCGAUCUUGGUGGCGAUCCUCGAGUUCUGUUGGAACUCCAAGAAGAAUGCCCAAUCGGACAGGUCUCUCUGCGCCGAGAUGGCCUCGGAAUUGCGAUUCGCCGUCCGUUGCGGCUCCCGGCAGAGGCCAGCUGCGAAAUCACGCAAUUCCGCGGCCGCCGGGCUGUACGGCCGUUGCAGCCCGCGCUCCUCCAGGAGAAGAACGCGCCUCUGCUCCUCCGAACACGAGGAGAUGACAUACAUACCGAGCAUCGAGAUCCCGCGAUUAAAUGCAGGAGGGUGGUGCGUUGUCGAUGACGGAGAUGAAGAAAUCAUUGAGCUUCGAUCAAAUGUCCCAUGGCGGGAACACCUAGCACAGGCCUCGUCCUCAUCUUCGUCCUCAACAGCAACCGCAACAACAGCAGCAAUCACAACAACAACAACCGCCACCGUGCAAAGCCACCCCCAUGCACACGCGUCACACGCACUGCCACUCACAUUCACAUCAUCACAGCCACCACUCGCACAAACAUCAAGCACCUCCUCCCAGACAGAGACGGGGUUCUUCGGGCAUCAUCUUGGGUCAAGGAGGUGACCACCCUGAAAAUAUUCUCUGGAGAUUCGACUGCGACCUAGCGGGUGAACCGGACGUAGUAAUUUCCCCACCGCCCCCGCCGCCACCACCACCUUCGGCAACGGUCUCGAGAACCACGACCCUUUGACCAAUACUUGAAGAGGUGCCGACAGGUGUACCUGCCCAAAAGGAACUGCCCACGCAGGCCUCGGUGGUCGUCAACGUGAUAGACCAAAAAGAGACGUGCUUAUAGCAUAUGUAGUCGCCGGAGCGGGUUGGUAAACCGCAGCGAGGGCCAUCCCGCGCCGACGACGAUGUCAAAUCAUCGAUCGAAAGCGUGCAAACGAGAAUCUGAGACUGAGAUCAACCAAAGGAGAAUUCCAGCCGUAACUGGAAUUAGUGUUUUUGCGAGAUAUGUUCUCUAAGGUGCUCCGAUAAAGCAUUUUCGUACUGUUUCAAUGAGAUUAUGGUAAAUAGGCAUGUGAUAUAACUAGCUCGAUACUAGGAGAUUAAGCAAAGUCGAGAUUACACGCUGACACGUAUGAUCCCGUGUGUCUCUCCACGAAGGUAUCGGGGGAACCAACAUUGAUGUAAGGAUGUGUAUCCUAAUCUGGAUAAUGGAUGGAAACUAUGUAGAUGCUUACGUGCAAUUGUUUGUAGAGGCAGCAUCAACGAACAAGUGGAUCACGGGAACUAUCAGGUUGCCGGUCUAUGAAGACAACGGAAUGCAAACAACGCGUGUUUCUCCGUAGCAUAUGCCUAGCAAACGAAUUGAGAUUGAUAUCAAACGGAAAAAUGUUCGUGCAUGAACGACAUGCGUCAAUCGGAAUAAUAGGAACUGCAUGGAAAAUGAAAUACCACGCGCAAUACCAAUUGACCAGGAAUUGCCGGUGUUUUGAAAUUCCCUGAGGCGACGGUAGAAUGGAAAGCCGCCGGACGUUUGUUCGAAGUAUCCAAUCGGACAGAGCAGAAACCGUCUGCGACAACACGACGGAACGCGAGCCGAUAUUAUAUAGCCGAAUUUCAAGUUGAACAUAUCGAAGCGGAUUUAGAAAAUCGAUGAACUUAUUGACUCGACUGGUUUUCACAUAUAGAAUUGUAUCACACGUAUGCCGCGAUUGACAGGUUGAAAACUAUUCGCGGGACCCAAUCAUGAAACAUCAGAUUACUCACAAUAUCGAAAUAAAUAUUCAUUAUUAUCUCUUAACUUAUUUGCAGUAACAUGUAAUUAAUUUACGGAAAUUUACGAUCAAGAUACACUUGUAUUGCUGUUUUACGCAAUUCUAUGUGUGAAUGCGAGCGCAAUCGCAAAGUCGCUGAUGAAAUGUGUCCAUUUUCUAUUAGUACAGAUUAACUUUGAUUUAAUUUACGCUUUAUCUUUUUAUUAGAGCUAGAAAUGGACGAUAGUCUCACGUUAACGCGAUGCCAACGUCUAUUGGAAUGCAGUUUCCAGUGACAAUAAUUCCGGACCGCAUUUUAUCGCCGUUAUAAUAUUCACAAGAGAAAUAUUUUACCUUUCGUAAUUUCGAUCAAAGAUACAAGACAAACGGAACCAAUAGACAGGUAAAUGAUCGUGGGUUACAAACGGCUGAAUGAAAUUUGCAUUUGAUUCGCAACAGCGCAGAAUAAUGAACGACUGUAUCGUAUGACUCGGACCAAAUUUCAAUUAGUAACCACUGCCAGAUUUAGCCUAAACUAGAGACUCUCUAAUAAAAGGGUCUUUAGCCUAAACAAAUGUCAUGCGUCCAAUAAUUUUCAGCAGAAACAUAUAGGUACAAAAAUCGAAUUACAGAAAGUAAAUGCGAGUAUUGCUUAUUAUUACAAAAAAUUUACAGCAUUAAUAAUUUUAAUAUUAUAUAAAUUUUUAAACUCUUAUCAUAAAAUACAUAUAAUUAAUGAGAAAACACGAGAUUUAAAAUUAUUCAAAAAUCUAUUACGUACUGUUACUUCUCAGAGAAAUUUCUUUCAGUCUUUUAAUUAAAAGAAUAUUAAAACUUAAAGUUCGAAUAAUAAAGUCACAUUAAAUAUAAUAUACAAUAAAUCUUUAAUAUUAAAUAACAAUAUAUGUAUUGUAAUAUGUAAAAUAAUUAUAUAUAUUAUACAUACGUUUGGUAUACAUACGUUAUAAGAAAUUUCUUUCGAUACAUUGAAAGUAAUAAAUAAAUAAGUUAGUGUAUUUUAGAGUUUAAAAUUAUUCAUUUCUAAAAAAAAAAAAUAUUGGCAGUUCUAUAAAAUUUGCAUUUGAAAGAUCAGUCAGAAAUUGAGUCGUAAGAUACUUCGAAGAUAAAUAAAGGAAUACGAUCACUGGCAUCUAAACCAUCUCCCAUUGUAUUAUAAAUAAAAUCAUAUGCUACUUGUUGAGAAGUGAUUUAUAAAUUUUUUGUAUAAAUAUAUAUAUGUGUAAUUUAUAUAAAUACACUUAAUGUAUAUGUAUAAAUAAAUCUGUAUAUGUAUGCGUUGACGUGUGUACAUAUAUACGUACAUAUUACGUGCGAUAGGUGAGAAAAUCCCUGAAGUGUGUGCAAAUGCGCCAAAAGUCCUAUGCUGCGGUUUCUUGAUGCUAUAAAUGUUUCGAAGCGUUUGAUUGACCAAUCAAAACAAAGAAUUUUAUGAAUUAGCUAAUCAAAGAAUGCUUCGAAGCGUUUGUAGCGUCAAAACUGUAGCCCUAGUCAUAUUUUGACACAAUCGAAUAGUUUAUUAUCAUACUAACGUGUGUACAGCGAAUGUUUUUCACAAGAAAGAAGUAAAAUAGGUAACUCGAUUAACUGUUCGACAGUUUUAGCUAUACAUUGCGAUAUUCUGUAUUGUGAACAUAUUAUUAUGUACGUGUAUCGCUGUUUGUUGAAGAGAUUACAUUGUUCUACGAAUUUAUUGAUAUGUUAUUAGCGUUGAAAGAAAAAAACUUAAAACGAUUUUAGUGUGUGAAUAUAUUUAACGGUAAACAUUGCGUUAUGA